Vitrella brassicaformis is the source of this 3072-nucleotide messenger RNA. NCBI's taxonomy places the organism in Eukaryota, Vitrellaceae. The record is from the annotation of a GenBank genome assembly.
CGCCAAACAAACCGUCAGCCAGUCCAUCUCAUCACACAGACAUCCGUCCGGCUGGCACACAGACACACAAUGGAAUCCUUGCCGUGUCUCGUCUUGCCUUCCCGGCCAGUCAAGCGAAAAGCAAAAAGGAGGCCGUGCCGUGAGUGAGCCAGUGAGCCGACCAGCCGGCAGACAGACGAAAAAUACACGAACCGACACAGCCCACUAAGAAUGUAUCACCCAUCCACCCACCCAUCCAUCCAUCCAUCUCCCCUCGACCACAUACCCCUCUUUUCUGUGGCGCACAGGUCACUUUCCUCCUUUCUGCUGCAUCUGAAGACAGCUUGAGAACACCGUCGUGGCCCAUGAGGCUGUCCGUGUCGGUGCAGCAGAUGCCCGAUGAGUCGACGGCAACUGCACCGCAGGCCUGCAGCCAACACACCCACACCACAACACAACGGCAUGCGUACAGCGUCUUGCACCGAUUCGCUCUCUGCCUUACGUACACGGGCAUCUCAGCGGACUAACACCAACCGAAGCAGAGACAGAGGAAGGAAAUAUGCAUCCUUUUCCGUUCGUUCCCCCUCGUUGUUUUCUCUUACCUCAUCGUCGAUGUCGUCCUCACCGUCGUCGCCCAUGGGCUGCUGUGUUGCGUCGUCAAAUAGCUGGUGCACUGAGGCCUGCAUGACGGCGGAGAGAGACACAACACACAGAGGUCGAUCGCAUCAAUCCAUCCACCCAUGCCCAUCCUCGCUUGUAUCGUUCCUGAGUAUAGAGGAGCUGUGGCUGUGAGCUAUUGUUGACGGGCGGCUGCUGCAUGACACAUUGGAUGAUGGAUAGAGUCUGGCUCGUGAGUGUUCGCGUUCCCUAUGGCUACUCGGAGUACCUGUGGUACAGCUGCGACGAUGGCUGUGGGAUUUAGCUGGUUGAUGCGGUAGAUCCAUGACUGCACCACCCCUCCACCGCCACUGCCAAACCCCGCCAUGGCCCCCACCUUGUUCGCCGCCUCACGGUGUACGUCCAGGUCGUAGUCAGCCUCGCUGCUGAGGCUCGCUGGGGUGAUGGCGUUCACGAACGGGUGCAGCAGAAACUGAAUGCAGAUAGACACGCAGCCAACCAGCCAUUCAGCCAGCCAGCCAGCGACGUCAAGAUACACCCAUCGAUUGUGCUACAGUAUGUGUGGGUGUACAUAUGUACCUGGGAGGGCUUCAGGUCAUGUUUGGGGGCCAGCAGCAGGGCGGCGAUGAGGUGGGUGGCCUCGGGUGAGAGGUGCACUCCAGCGGCGCGACCCUGGUCGUACACGGCACCGAAGGGGUCCUCCUGGAAGCGAGACACGACGUGCAGUAGCGCCUAGAAGAUUGACAACACACACGCAUGCAACUCACACGUAUGCAUGUCUUGUUGAUUGUGUAGUCGGUUACAUACCUGCCCCUUCACUGCGCUGCUGAUGAGGUCGCGACCCGUCAGUAUCUCAAACACACUACUUGCUGUGUGAGGGAAAGGUGCGCAUUGAGAGAAAAGCAUACGCAAAGAGAAAAACGAUGCGCACACAUGUGGCUUUCUCUGCGCAUGUGUACGUGUGCUGUGGGUCACUCACCGACAUCCCGCAUCAUGCCGUCUUCUUGGCGGGCGCCCUUGGGCCUCACACAGCGGUCACGCAACUCCUUGUCAAUGAACGAUAAUGGCGGCCUGUCAGACACAUACCGCACAGACACCAAACAUGCAUUCAUUCGGGUGUUCUGAUGGUGCGGCUCGUGUCGUGUGUUUGUGUGUAUGUGGUGGCUGACCGUGCCGCCUUUGGUGCGAUGUCUGCGGGGCUAAACAGGACCUUAGCACCACCGCCACGUAGCAGCUCCGCCGUGUCCACAUACACACGAUCAGUGGCGAGGUGGGGCCGAUGGACCAAAUCUCUGCAUGAAUGAAUCGCAUUGCGUCCAGCAUUCAUGUGUCCACGUGUGUCCCGUUCCGUACUUGCUGUCGAUCUGUGCUGCGCCGAGCAGCAUCGAUCGGGCGAGCGCAGCAGCAGUUUGGUCAGUGCACCGCAUGGCCUUGCCACGCCACCGAAACUCCUUCCUGGGCAGCACAUCACACCAACACACACAUGGCUGCGGGCGGUAUAUGGUGCGGUGUGGUGUGGUGCAGUGGGGCUUACGAGAGCCAUUCCUUCAGUGUGGGCAGGUGCGGAGAUGCGACGAAGGCGUAGAAGGUGUGGCCGUCAGGGCCCUGCAUGUAUUGGGGUCAAUCAACAGAAAUCUUCGGUAGUAUUCUGGAUGGCGUGUCAAGGUUACGUCCUGGUGGUAGCAGUCUGCCUUAUGGAGGCAGCUCAUCUCCUUCUCGAGCUGCUCGUACUUCAUCAAAGUCUCACACACCUGGCCAGCCAACACACACACACACACACACACAGAGGGACACAACACAUGCGCCCCCCCUCCCUCCCUCGUCCAUUCAGCCGUGCGUACCGAUGGUUUCGCCGCCUUGGGGAGCUGCAUGCACGUGAUGAGGAACGGCAGUAGCGUCGUCCGCUCUCCGGCCACCACGGUGGUCAUGUUGUCCGCGUGGUGAACUACCUUCUCCCCGAACACACCGAACUGCAUCAAUGUCGCACCGACACACCACGGAAAACCAUCCAUGGCACGCCAUCCCAGCCACAUGGAUCUUCUUCUCCCCGGCCCUCACCUGGAUGUCGAAGCGCUCCGCCAGCGCCACGGAAUACUGGUUCGGCAGGUUGUCGUAGGCGGCCAGGUACGGCACGGCCGAACUGAGCGUCCCUAGGGCCUUCAGGCGCUUCGUGUUCGCAUACCGCCCGGCCGCCUUCUUGUUGGUGGUCAGCACCAGGGGAUGGAUGGAUGGCUGGUGGAAAUACAGCCAUCUGGCGGACUCCAAUAGCGGACUCCACAUGGAUGGCGCCCGCAUCCGGUCCCCGCUCUCCUUUGCCGCCUUCUUGUAGUCCGCUGCAAAUCCAGGUGCGCGGGGGAAGAUGGGCACCUGGUUCUCCUGCAGGAGCUGCUGAGAGGGGCGGACUUAUCGAUGGACAUCUUCGAGCUGAGGUAUUUCUGUUCGGCGCUAUAGGCCGCCAUCCUCUCGGCCCGCACG